AUGGAGAACUGGACAGAGGUGACGGAGUUUAUCCUUGUGGGUUUAACAGAUGUCCGCUGGUUGCAGAUCCUACUCUUCUUUCUGCUUCUCCUCAUCUACCUCUUGACCCUGACAGGAAACAUCGUCAUCAUCACCAUCACCCUGCUGGACCGGCGCCUCCACACCCCCAUGUAUUUUCUCCUCAGGACCUUCUCCCUUGUGGAGAUGGGCUUCACAUCCAUUAUCAUCCUGAAGGCUUUGUUCAACCUAGCGUCAGGCACUAACUCUGUCUCUAUGGCUGCAUGUUUUGCUCAGUGCUUUGCCUAUGUCCUUGUGGGCACCGUUGAGUUCUUCCUGCUGGCAGCCAUGUCCUUCGAUAGAUAUAUAGCCAUUUGUAAGCCACUGCACUAUGUCACCAUCAUGAACAGCAGGUUUUGCAGCCAGCUGGUGCUGGGCUCCUGGGUGAUCAGCUUCAUGUAUGUGAUUGUCCCUCUUAUUAUGCUGUUCCAGCUGCCCUUCUGCUCACCAAAUGUCAUUAACCAUUUUUUCUGUGACAUCGUGGUUGUGUUGAAAGUUGCCUGUAGAGACACCCAGUUGCUAGGGCUCCUGGUGUUCCUCUUCUCCACUGGCAGCAUACUGAGUACUUUUGCCAUUACCAUUAUUUCCUACAUCAACAUCAUCUUCACUGUGCUGCACAUUCCCUCUGCCUCUGGGAGGAAGAAAGCCUUCUCUGUUUGUAUCUCCCACCUCACAGUGGUCUCAAUCACCUACGGCAGCUGUAUCUUCAUGUACGUCAAGCCCGCGGAGGACAGCAGGGUGAAUCUUAGCAAAACUGUAGCUCUUCUUAAUGGUGUGGUGUCCCCAUUCCUCAACCCCUUCAUCUACAGCCUGAGGAACAAACAAGUCAAGGAGGCUUUGAGAGAUGCUGUCCUCCGGACUGUGAUGUUCUCAAAUAUGCCCAAAUGUUUUGGGAGGUAA
Alligator mississippiensis (American alligator) is the source of this 957-nucleotide messenger RNA. RefSeq names its product olfactory receptor 6C74. Gene Ontology annotation, molecular function: olfactory receptor activity; G protein-coupled receptor activity. The record is from RefSeq and is a predicted model, not a curated record. Gene Ontology annotation, cellular component: membrane. Gene Ontology annotation, biological process: G protein-coupled receptor signaling pathway. The transcript has a single exon. Lineage: Eukaryota; Metazoa; Chordata; Crocodylia; Alligatoridae. The coding region runs from base 1 to 957 and encodes 318 amino acids.